Messenger RNA from Lolium rigidum, 1326 nucleotides. Its product is annotated as cytochrome P450 89A2-like. Bases 1 to 1326 code for a protein of 441 amino acids. The record is from RefSeq and is a predicted model, not a curated record. Lineage: Eukaryota; Viridiplantae; Streptophyta; Magnoliopsida; Poales; Poaceae. Gene Ontology annotation, cellular component: membrane. Gene Ontology annotation, molecular function: heme binding; iron ion binding; oxidoreductase activity, acting on paired donors, with incorporation or reduction of molecular oxygen, NAD(P)H as one donor, and incorporation of one atom of oxygen. The transcript is spliced from 2 exons.
AUGGAAAUCCUUGCCAUUCUCCUCUGCCUCCUAGCCGGCAUAAUGGUCUUCUUGAGAAGCUACACUACUUGGCGAGACCGUGAUCAGGCGACCAUCAUCAUCGCCGACCCCGCCAUCGCACACCGAGCGCUGAUCGUGAACGCCGACGACUUCUCGAACCGGCCGGCGGCGAUCUUCCCCGUCUUCAUCGCAAGCUUGCGCGACGGCGAACGGAACGACAACAUGACCACCGUUAAGUACGGCCCUCGCUGGCGAGCGCUCCGGUGCAACCUCGCCGCCGGGAUCCUCCACCCGUCUCGCCUGGCUUCUGUAGCUCCGCUGCAGCAGGAGGCUGCCAAGACCCUCGUCGACGGCUUAUCUUCCAGAUGUGAGGAGGCGGCCGUUCGCAUCCGCGGGCCCGUCACCAACGCUGCGUUCGCGCUCUCCGCGCGCCUGUGCUUCGGGGAUGCGGUGGACGCCAACCUCCGGCGCGCCAUGGGCCAAGUAACGCGUGACUCCAUGGUCGUCAUCGGGGAGCUCGGCCCCAGGUUCGACGGCUCGAUGAUGUCCAAGCUUGUCAACUGGAGGGGGCUUAACCGGAUCUCCGCCUUGCUCGACCGGCAGGCCGAGCUGUACCGCCCCCAGAUCGCGGAGGCACGGAGGCAGUCACAGUCAUUUCAUCCUCGGCUUUGCGGCGGUGUCGUCCCACCAUAUGUCGACUCCCUCGUUGCUCUCCGCGUUCCCGACGACGACGGCGAUGAUGAUGCCCCUAACGGCGAUGGCCGUCGCCCGCUCCGAGAGACCGAGGUGGUCGGGCUCUUGUUCGAGUUCCUCGGCGCAGGCACAGGGUCGGUGGUGGCCUGUGUCGAGUGGACCCUCGCCCACCUCGUGGACCAACCGGACGUCCAAAGCAAGCUACACCACGAGAUCAUCCACGCCGAGGGCUCCGGGAAGAGCCUCCGCAGCAUGCCAUACAUGAAUGCCGUGGUGCUCGAGAGCCUCCGCAUGCACCCGCCGGUUCCGUUCACCUUGGACAAGAAAACUUGGACGGACCCCGACGAGUACCGGCCGGAGCGGUUCCUUCCCUUGGGCGAGGCGGAGCACGUCGGCCCAACGCCGGGCCAAAAGGAGAUAAGAAUGAUGCCGUUCGGUGCGGGGCAUCGGCACUGCCCUGGCGUCGGCAUGGGAAUGAUGCUCAUUAAGUGUUUUCUUGCCACCCUCGUCCGCGAGUUUGAGUGGGCGCCGUCGGCUCAAGGCCGUUCCGGCGGCAUUGACAUGACAGAGCUAGACGGGUUCCUGAAAAUGAUGAAGACGCCACUUUCAGCGAGUGUCACCCGACGCCGUUAA